Mollisia scopiformis is the source of this 933-nucleotide messenger RNA. RefSeq lists its product as uncharacterized. The record is from RefSeq and is a predicted model, not a curated record. Gene Ontology annotation, molecular function: nucleic acid binding. NCBI's taxonomy places the organism in Eukaryota, Fungi, Ascomycota, Leotiomycetes, Helotiales, Mollisiaceae. The transcript has a single exon. Bases 1 to 933 code for a protein of 310 amino acids.
AUGCCUGAAAGAGCGCGCCCUACACGCACAGGGAGACCCAGAGAAUCCCUCAAUGAACAGGAGGUUAGAGAUAUUAUUGAGUAUAUUUGCACCGACCAUGCAACUAGAGUGCUGAAUUGGAUCCAAAUACACGAUGAAUUGCAACUCUCUUGCUCUGUCAAGACCCUCAAACGCCGCUGCAAAGAAGCUGGAUACUACUCUUGUAUCUGCUGCCAAAAGCCCUACCUCACUAAGACCCAAGCCAAUGCGGGGUGGCUGUGGGGGAUAGCACACAUGUUUUGGACUAUUUGGGAAUGGAGUCAGAUACUGUACUCAGAUGAGGUCACAUUUCAAGUUGGAGGGAAGAAAUGCAAGCAGAGGUGUAUUAGGAAUAAGAAGGAACGCUGUCAUCCUGACUGCAUUCAAUUCCAAAUGCAUAGAGGUGGCACUAUUCCUGUACACUUCUUUGGUGCUGUAGGCUACGGAUACAAAAGUCUAUUGAUCAACAUUCAUGGAACUGGGAAGAGUGGGGCAUUUACACAAACUGAUUACCUUGCUCAAGUACUCAAGCCUUAUAUUCAGGAUUUUUUAGCUGCUUUUGCGGCUGUUUUGGGGCCUGGGAAGACCCCUCAGUUCAUGGAAGACGGCAACUCUGCUCACGGCCACAAGACUACUAGCAAUAUUUGUGCUACUUGGCGUACUUCUAUGGGUAUUACUCUAUUCCCCCAUCCUGCAGUUAGCCCUGAUAUGAAUCCUAUUGAGAAGUGCUGGAGGAGAAUAAAACAAGCUCUCCAUAGGCGCCUAAGGCAGCCAACAACUGAGGUUCAAAUGGUUGUAGCAGUAUUAGAAGAAUGGGACAAAAUUCCUCAGGAAUGGAUCAAUGGGCUUAUUGAGCAGCAGGACUUCUGGGUACACGACUUAAUUAAGCGAUGUGGCUGGUCUACAGCUAAUUAA